CUAGGGUGACGGUAUGUAAAAAUUAAAUACAUAAAUAAUAAUAUUUUUUUAAAAAAUAUGAAUACAUUUUGACCAAGAUAGUUAUGAAGAAAGAUUAUUUAUUUGCAAAAUGUUAUAAGAAAAACACUUUUUUUUUCAAAAUGUUUGAACUUUUUCAUUUAUAUAGCAAUAAAAUAAAAAUCCCAGCGGUGAAUAAAUACCACCAAAAUAAAUUUUUAUUUGUCUCAAAAAAAUGCUAAAAAAUAUCAUAUGGGUACAGUGUUGCAUGACCGCACAAUUGUCAUUCAAAGUGUGAUAGCGCUGAAAGCUGAAAAUUGGCCUGGACUGGAAGGGUGUGAAAGUGUCCGGCCUUGAAGUG
This is a messenger RNA of Staurois parvus, 358 nucleotides long. Lineage: Eukaryota; Metazoa; Chordata; Amphibia; Anura; Ranidae. The record is from the annotation of a GenBank genome assembly.